Molecule: messenger RNA, 1319 nt
Organism: Priapulus caudatus
Lineage: Eukaryota; Metazoa; Priapulida; Priapulimorpha; Priapulimorphida; Priapulidae
Product: glucose dehydrogenase [FAD, quinone]-like
Exons: 8
Coding region: 39-1319 (426 amino acids)
Molecular function (GO): oxidoreductase activity, acting on CH-OH group of donors; flavin adenine dinucleotide binding
Source: RefSeq, a predicted model, not a curated record
UGCUUCCCCUCGCUGUGCUGGUUGCAGCAGUGCUGUACAUGAGAAGCGGUCAGAACCUCACAUACAGCGUAGAGGAUCCCGACGAUGUCUACGAUUAUAUUAUAGGAGGUGGAGGGACGGCAGGAUGUGUGCUCGCUAACCGCUUGUCUGAGGAUCCUGAUGUGAAGGUACUGUUGGUUGAGGCAGGAGGAGAACAAGCGGGUAACAAGAACAUAGCUAAACCAGCUUUCCACGCGUUUCUGAAAAACACGAACGUAGAUUGGAACUACAGAACAGUGCCACAGAAAUUCUCCUGCCUUGCCUGCGAGAAUAAGCGAAGCAAAUGGCCGAGAGGAAAGGUACUCGGGGGUAGCAGUUCUAUAAACGGCAUGGUAUACAUCCGUGGUUCUCCCGAAAAUUACAACACAUGGGAAAGGAUGGGAGCAACGGGAUGGAGUUACAAGGACGUACUUCCGUAUUUCAUGAAGUCCGAAGAUAUGCAGAUACCUAAACUGAAGAACUCCGAGUACCAUGGUGUGGGAGGUCCUCUUACUAUCACGCAGUCAGCCAUUACAGAACUUGUAGACGUGUUCUUGGAUGCAGGGCGGGAGUUAGGUUAUAGAGUUGGCGAUGUAAAUGGAGAAACCCCUUAUGGAGUUAUGAAGACACAAUCAAACAUCAGAGACGGGACGCGCGCAGACACUGCCAAAGUUUUCCUUCAACCUGCCAUACGCAGAUCAAAUCUACACGUCAUCACGCAUGCCCAUGUCGCAAAGGGUUUAGGAAUUUUCCAGGUGAUGUUCGAUGGCAAGAGGGCGGUAGGCUUGCAGUUUAUUCAUGGUGCCGAGAAGAAACAAGCGAGAGCGUCUCGGGAAGUGAUCCUCUCUGCUGGAGCUAUCGGCUCUCCUCACAUCCUCCUCUUGUCUGGCGUUGGACCCAAAGAGCAACUUGACCAGUUCAAUAUACCGCAAGUCGCUGACCUUCCAGUUGGAAAACAUCUGCAAGACCACAUUGGCAUAUUCUACCCAGAAAAUUUUAUCGAUAAAAAUAUUUCAAUGAUAAAAUCAGACAUGCUAAGCUUUACGACAAGGGUUAAAUGGGAUUUGCUUGGACAAGAAUACCAUGGCAUCAGUGUUAUUGCAGGCCCUCUGUCGGCUACCGGCUUAGAAGCCGUUGGCUUCUUUCAUACAACCGGCCUGGAGAAGGAAGGCGUGUCCCCUAAUAUGCAGCUGCAUCUGGCCAGCUUCGGAAUGGGAUCUAUAGAUGAAGAUUUUGCAUAUAACCAGCUAGGAUUUGAGAAGAAGGUUCAUAGCUUUACCAUUCUAUUGACUAUUCUUUGA